Molecule: messenger RNA, 210 nt
Organism: Entamoeba histolytica HM-1:IMSS
Lineage: Eukaryota; Evosea; Mastigamoebida; Endamoebidae
Exons: 1
Coding region: 1-210 (69 amino acids)
Source: RefSeq, a predicted model, not a curated record
AUGUCUUCCGUAAGAGAUUUAUUAAUGGCGGCUGCUUGUAUUGAUCUUGACCCUGCAAAUCUUCAAGUCGCCUCUUCUCUUUUAUCUCAACUUGUUCUUCUUCUUCCAUCAAUUACAAAUGAGAAUGAAAAGAGAAUAUUAAAAAGUGUCUAUUGGAAACUUGUAUGGCAAAUUAAUGCUCUUACUGGCUGGGGUAAAACCAUUAAUUAA